AUGGCGGCUGUACGCACAGCACAGGCACCACCAAGCAGUAUAACGCUGCAGGUGCUAGCCGGCCUGGACACGCGUGAGGUUCUCGCCACAGCCUCCGCACGUCCGCGGGCCCAGAGCGAUACGAUGGAACCGGGCUACGGACGCUGGCCUUUACCUCAAAGCCAUACGAGGCAGUACACUGCUUCUCCAUGCUACGUUCCUGUGACGGCCCAGGGCAGUUAACCGCACGCCGCAGGUAUCCACGUGAGCACGCGCCGCGGAACAGCCCGUGCGACAAGACGCCGCACCACCUUUUCUUCCGCAUCGCGUGCCCGGCGCUCCGCGCCUCUCUCCCUUUCCCUCCCCAUAGAAGAGUCUUUCGUCCAUAGCAUCAAUUGAGCCUGGC
Gaeumannomyces tritici R3-111a-1 is the source of this 385-nucleotide messenger RNA. RefSeq lists its product as hypothetical. The transcript is spliced from 2 exons. NCBI's taxonomy places the organism in Eukaryota, Fungi, Ascomycota, Sordariomycetes, Magnaporthales, Magnaporthaceae. Bases 1 to 222 code for a protein of 73 amino acids. The record is from RefSeq and is a predicted model, not a curated record.